This is a messenger RNA of Hevea brasiliensis (rubber tree), 1137 nucleotides long. RefSeq lists its product as uncharacterized. Gene Ontology annotation, molecular function: RNA binding. Gene Ontology annotation, cellular component: catalytic step 2 spliceosome. The transcript has 8 exons. The record is from RefSeq and is a predicted model, not a curated record. Bases 171 to 869 code for a protein of 232 amino acids. Gene Ontology annotation, biological process: mRNA cis splicing, via spliceosome. NCBI's taxonomy places the organism in Eukaryota, Viridiplantae, Streptophyta, Magnoliopsida, Malpighiales, Euphorbiaceae.
CCUUUCGCGAUAUCGAAGAACUCGACGAACUGUAAUUCCCUAAUUUCUUGGAUUUCUUAUCUUGCUGUUUUAUACGGAUAACCCGUAUCUGGGUUUGUGUUGUUUUCUUGAAUAGAAAAUUUUGAAUUAGGUUUGCUGUGAUUGCGGUAAUUGAGGGGUAGUUCGGAGAUAUGACGACUGCAGCUCGACCCACAUGGGCACCUGCAAAAGGUGGUAAUGAACAAGGUGGUACUCGAAUUUUUGGUCCUUCUCAGAAGUACUCGUCCAGGGAUCUUGCAUCUCAUACGGCCCUAAAGCCUAGAAAGGAAGGGCAAGAUACACAGGAGGAAUUGCAGAAGAGGAAUCUUCGUGAGGAGCUGGAAGAUCGAGAAAGGAGGCAUUUUUCAUCGAAGGAUAAGUCUUAUAAUGAUGAUAGAGACCGUAGAAAGAGUAAUCAACUUCUCUUGGAAGGGACAAGGAGGGACGCCGAAGACCGCAUCGUUCCGCGUAGUGUGGAUGCUGAUGAUUCUGAUGUGGAAGUUAACAAUGAUGAUGAGAGUGAUGAUGAUGAUGAUGAUGAUGACGAUGAUGAGGAUGACACAGAAGCUCUUAUGGCUGAGCUUGAAAGAAUAAAGAAGGAAAGAGCAGAGGAGCAGUUGCGGCAGGAACAACAACGGGCAGCUGAAGAGCUAAAAGCCAAGGAAGAGCAGCUUCUCCGAGGAAAUCCACUACUUAAUAAUCCAACAUCUUUUAAUGUGAAAAGGAGGUGGGAUGAUGAUGUGGUCUUUAAGAACCAGGCUCGAGGUGAAACCAAAACUCCUAAGCGCUUCAUCAAUGACACUAUCCGGAAUGACUUCCACCGAAAAUUCCUGCAGAAAUACAUGAAAUAGUUUGGUUGAUCUUUAAAAAAGUCACCAGGAAGUUGAAAGAUAAUUCUGGAUCUGAAUCAUUGCAUGUAUCUAAGAGUAACAAUCAUCUCUGCUGGUUUUAAUUUGAUGUACUGUUUACCAGAAAAUUUGAGAUUACGAUUUUUAUGCUAAUUUCUAUGUACGCUUGUCCAAUACAUAGACAGAUGUGAGCAACUCUUAUUGAAACUUACAUUGUUCGUUCCAUUAAAUGAUUGAUAUCCUCAAAACGUCGGUUUCUCUUGCUUCUUUA